CAAUUUAUAUCAUGGUAACCUUAGUUUUGUUGAGUGUUUUGUUCAUUUCAUAUUUCACAAAAUUAUUGAAGAACUUUAAAGAUGGAUAUUUUAACAACUAAUGAUUCUUCAAUAAUACUUAAUCCUACAAUCGUAAAGUAGGAAAUUGUAACUUUCGAAGUUACAAAGAUGUUUCACAACCAGAAACAAAAUCAACUUUACCAACUCAACUAGAACCCUAUUUAGAUAAUGAUGAGGAAAUGGUUAACUGUGCUGAGUAUGAUGAUGACUUAGAAAUAACCCUAACUAAAGGAGGAAAAUUCAUUACUGAGUUCCAUGUUGCUUCGGCUUUUUAUGGAAAUAUAAUAGGAAUGAAAGGAAAUCGCAAACGUGAAAUUGAAAUGAGCACAGAUACUUCAAUAAAAAUCCCAAAACAUGGUGAAACAGGCAAGAUUGUCAUCACAGGACCCACAGAAAGAUCUGUGGCAUCAGCCUGGUCAAGAGUGAACAUGAUUGUGCUACAAAACAGAGAUAAUAAGCAAAUAACUCACUUUGUCUCCAUUCCUGUGGUAUCUGAAGAAAUUUGGAAGAAUUUCGAUGAUUUUAAGCAGAAAAUUGUAACUGGUCCUCCAUUGAGGGGUGUUGAUGAGACUGUGUUCCAAACACCAGGAAAAUUACAUCUUACAAUUGCUCCUUUAGUGCUUUUGGAUGAUAAAGAGAUUGAAAUUGCUGUGGAAGCACUGCACAACUAUAAAAACACAUUGAGUGAGUUGUUUUUAAACUCUGGACCAAUUAAAAUUGUCCUUGAAGGCCUGGAAAUCAUGAAUGAUGAUCCAACUGCUGUGGAUGUUUUGUAUGGCAAAGUAAAAUUUAAUUUAACGAAGUAUAAUACACAGUUUCAACGAAUGGCUGAUAAUAUUGUUCAGUUAUUAUCGAAAAAGGUAAUAUUUAGAUCAUUUAUAGGUUAAA
Molecule: messenger RNA, 948 nt
Organism: Dalotia coriaria
Lineage: Eukaryota; Metazoa; Arthropoda; Insecta; Coleoptera; Staphylinidae
Product: activating signal cointegrator 1 complex subunit 1-like
Exons: 3
Coding region: 240-947 (235 amino acids)
Biological process (GO): DNA alkylation repair; regulation of DNA-templated transcription
Cellular component (GO): nucleus
Molecular function (GO): RNA binding
Source: RefSeq, a predicted model, not a curated record